AUGACCAGUGAUGUACAUAUGAUAAAUACUUAUGCUUCUCAUUCUAUGCAGCAAGAAUCUGUCACACCUGAAGAUGUGGGUCGCAAAAAUCACACCCCAGUGACCUAUUUCAUUAUUAAGGGGAUAUCAGAGGUUCCAGAACUGCAGACUUUGGUCUUUCUUCUGGUUCUCUUCAUCUACCUCAUCACAGUGAGCGGCAACAUGACCCUUCUCCUGCUCGUCUGUGUGGACAGCCAUUUGCACACCCCCAUGUACUUUUUCUUGGGUAACUUAUCUUUUCUGGACGUAUUUUGUUUGACCAUUACUCUACAUAAGAUCCUUCUAACUUUCAUAUCAGGAGAUAAGACUGUUUCAUUUUUCAACUGUAUGUCACAGAUGUAUCUGUUUUCAUCGUUAACGUGCAACGAGCUGCUGCUACUAACAGCCAUGAGCUACGACCGUUACAUGGCCGUAUGUAACCCUUUACAUUACCACAUGGUUAUGAGCCCCAGAAUUUGCACCCUUUUGGCAGCUGCGUGUUGGCUGAUGGGAUUUAUGGAAGUCAUACCACACAUGUGGGCAAUAUCUCGCUUCUCUUGUUAUAAGUCCAACGAAAUUAAUCACUAUUUCUGUGACAUUUUGCCCAUAAUGAAGUUGUCUUGUAGCGACACCGCCAUUUUGAAACUUGUGAUUUUUCUCGAAGGUCUGCUUUUGGUAAGCUUUACCCCCUUUCUUCUGACUCUUAUCUCCUACGUCUUCAUUAUCGCCACCAUACUGAGGAUCCGCACCAGCAUCGGGAGACGUAAAGCCUUCUACACGUGUUCCUCGCACCUCACGGUCGUUAUAAUUCUCUAUAUGAGUCUUUGCUCCCAGUAUCUGAGGCCAAGUUCAACGGACACUUUGGAUUCCAAUAAAGUAUUUUCCUUGUUUAACACCGCGGCGGUGCCCGUCUUAAAUCCAUUUAUCUAUAGCCUAAAAAAUAAAGAUGUUAAGGCCUCUGUGAGGCGACAGCUUACAUGGAUACGGUGA
Molecule: messenger RNA, 1008 nt
Organism: Spea bombifrons (plains spadefoot toad)
Lineage: Eukaryota; Metazoa; Chordata; Amphibia; Anura; Pelobatidae
Product: olfactory receptor 6C74-like
Exons: 1
Coding region: 1-1008 (335 amino acids)
Biological process (GO): G protein-coupled receptor signaling pathway
Cellular component (GO): membrane
Molecular function (GO): olfactory receptor activity; G protein-coupled receptor activity
Source: RefSeq, a predicted model, not a curated record